Molecule: messenger RNA, 5851 nt
Organism: Pocillopora verrucosa
Lineage: Eukaryota; Metazoa; Cnidaria; Anthozoa; Scleractinia; Pocilloporidae
Source: RefSeq, a predicted model, not a curated record
GGGAAUCAUCGUUCGCCGUUACGUCGCAAAUGUUGGGUGGAACGUUAAUUUCUUGUUCGAUACCACUGGAUUUUAAAGGACCUUAUAGCAUGUAAUCUGAAGGAAUUUUCAUUGGAACGCUCAUUACUAUGGCAACUGGCCCAAGCACAACAAUUUCCAUCAUGCCUACUUCCUCUCCAGGACCCUCCAUCCCCCCAAUAGUUCUAUCUCCAUCCUCAUCCACCUCAGGACCUGUCAGCAGCUUUGAUUUGGGUGACAAACAAAAAAGAUGGGUUGUGAUUGGAAUCACAUUAAACAGGCUUCUAUUACCAGUUCUCCGUGACUUUGCGGGCAAAGAACUUGCUAAACACUACACAUCAUUGAAGAGUUCCAGUGGAAUAGAUGCACAGGUUUAUCCCACUCACAUGAAGAAAGAUGGUUCAUUUGCUUUAAACUAUGGCAGCAUCAACAACAACUGGGGAAGAUUCAAGAGGAAAGUGCAACUAUAUGAUUAUAAAGUGGCAUCUGCUGAGGAUCUGGCCAAACUUUAUCUUGAGCCACACAUGGCCAAGUUUACAGGAUUUGAUAACACAUGUGACCUGUCAGCAGUUUUAGGGAUGCUGGCGAAUGCAUCUGUGUUUAUAACUCCAACCAACAUUCAAAAUAAUGCUAAGGAUGUGCGUUCAAAAGUACGAAAUGAGUGGGGGCAUUGCAACUUUGAUCAUUGGACUGACGUGGAUUUUCACUACUGUUUCCAACUCAUGGAAACAUUGAUUCGUUCAUUGGGGCUUCCAACAGCCGAUGAAAACAAAGUGCUGGAUAACCUUCAAGAUUGGCACACUAAGGGUUUGAAAUUGUGCAUGGGUUGCCCAGUGGACAAGGAUUUGAUGAAACUUGUCAGCCUUGAGGUAACCAACUUAGAACAAAACUUGGAGGCCAUCAAGACAUCCAGUGCUGAGGAGGCUAACAAGAUAAGCGAGGCCUUAAAAGAUGUCAAAGAUCAAAUCAGUAUAUUUGAUCAGCGUAUUACUGAACUUGAGACACGGGUAGAGAAAGAAGCUGGGGCGCAGUCAGAAAAACUUAGGGUACAGUCACAAAAAGUUUCUCAGCUAGAAGAAAAACAUAAUCAGCUAGAAUCAACCGUAGAGACCUUAGAUUGUCGACUUAAAAAGUUAGAAGAGGGUUAUUUGAAAGCCACAGUUGAUGCCGAAAUAUUCCAACUGCCCAGUCGCAAUCAUUGCUUUUGUGGUCGUGAAUAUGAGGUAGCAGCUAUUGCAGAGCAAUUGAAAAAUGCUGAGAGUGGUUGUUCUGAAUCAGUAAUUUGCGGUCUUGGGGGGGUUGGAAAAACAUCUCUUGCUGUCGAGUUUCUCUGGCGACAGAAAGACAAGGAGGAAUAUCCCGGUGGUAUUUUUUGGAUUUCAGGCGAAACCAGCGACCUUUUUCAAUUGUCCGUUAGCGAGAUGGCACGUCAAGUUGGUACUUUUGAUGACAAAAACUUUUCCAGUUCGCUAUCAAGAACCUUGGACUGGUUGAGAAAGCGCGAACAGCUGUGGUGUUUGGUGGUUGACAAUUUGGAUGAGUUAGAAAUGUCCAUGGAUAUGCGAAAACUGCUGACUGGUCAUUGGAAACAAGCCGCCCGUGGUCAUAUCAUCAUAACCACAAGAAGAGAAGCAAAGGAAAUCGGAGAAGAGACUGGAAUCACAAACAGCUAUUGUAUUGAGUUGAAGUGCUUGAAAGAGGAAGAAGGAGUACAGUUUUUACGAAUGCGAAGUGAAAUAACCGGAGAAGAUAGCGAUUUUCGUGAGCUGGUCCGAGAACUUGGCGGACUACCACUGGCUCUUGAUCAAGCUGCAGCCUAUAUUAGAUGUGUCCCCCACUCGACUGUUAAAGAGUAUCUCAAAAAAUAUAAAGAAAAAAGACUGCACCUCCUGGACAAGAAGAAAGCUCGUCAUCUGGUGCAAGAUACUUCCAGAGAGCGAUUGGCUGUAAAGACAACCUGGUUGUUGAAUUUUGAAUACAUUCGACGCAUCUCAGUGGAGGAGGACCUAGGAGAAAUCCCUUCUCUUGUGAUGCGUAUGUCUGCUUACUUAGGUCCCGACGACAUCCCUUUUGAAGUGAUAAAUGAAGAGCUUAAUAAAGUGGAAAAUGCCGAAGCAGCAGGCGAUGCGUGGGACUCAGGAUAUAUUGUGGCGCUUCUCACCAGGUUUUCUCUUUUUCAAAGGUAUGGGACAAAGUCUUUCAGCGUACAUCGUCUAGUGCAAGAGGUUAUCCGAAGUGAAAUUGAGAAAGACAAAGCUGAGUUGCGCGUCCUUUCUUGUGCAGUACAUGCCCUUCACCAUGCACUUGUGGACACACGCUCACCAGUUGAGGUUUGCGAAAGUUUCUCUAUGGAUGCUGUUUUCAGUGUGGACAAUCCUCCUUCGUUACAUCUUUGGGGUAGGCUGGCAUCGCAUGCCACCUAUCUACAGAAGCAAUUGCGCAGCUACUCCAAGAAACAUGAAAAUGAAGCCGAACGCGUGCGAAGCACUUUGCUAUGCACUGAAGAAACUGUCCGAAUUAUUAAUGAAGCAGGGAUAUUUUUUAGCGUUUCUCACGAAAACAUCAAAGCUCAGGAAUUGCAAGAAAUUAAACUUGAGUUGCUAGUACACCUUGAGAAAUCAAUCCCUGAUGAUGAUUGCAAUUUACCAAAUUACUUCAUCGAUGUACCCCUAAAGCAAAGAGACCACAAAGUAAUUUCCUGUUGUAUGAGUAAAUCUCUUCCUGAGGGGGAAGCCGUUGCGGAAAAAGAAUCUUCUCAAAAAGAAAUGGAGGAGCAAGCCAACCAACUUAGAGAAGAAGGAAACAUUGCUGUAAAAGGGAAAAUGUUCAAAGAAGCUUUGGAUUUGUAUACUAGAGCGAUUACUUUGCAUCCCACUGACUGUCGACUGUUCUGUAACCGAGCACUGUGCCAUUUGAAACUUGGACAGCCAAGGAAUGCACUGGGGGAUUGUAACAAGUGCCUCUCUUUAGAUCCUUAUUACUGCAAAGCAUUGCAAAGAAGAGCUUGGGCUCUGCGAGAACUAGUAGUAAAUGGACAGAAUGAAUUAAAAGGGCAAGAGCGGGCCGCUUUAUCAAUGGCUCUUCACUUUGAUCCAAGUCUUCGCCAUGACAAACGUUUUUGUAAAAUUUUUCCAGACUUUGAAGACGCACGAGCAAGAGAGAUAACCAAUGCAACGCAAUUGGCGUUUGCUUUAGCCACUGCAGAGAAAAAUGAGACCUUCUUAUUGAAGGAAGGAAAGUAUCAUCUACCUUGCUUUGUCGUCACUUGUGAUGUGCAGAUAGUAGGCCUUGGAACCAUAUUCACUUCGUUGAUUUGCACAAGCAGAUGCGAAGUAUUCUCAAGGUGUUACUUUGAGAAUAUUUUUUUUCCGAAAGGGAACAGUGCAUUUCUCUGCAGGGGUACAGAAGGAGCGAUCCACGUUAAUCGCUGCAAGGUAUCUGGAGGGCAAGCAAGUUGUGAAGACUUCCCAGAAUGUAACGGAGGUCCAGGAUGCAUAGCAAGAUCAAGAGGAAGGGACACUUGUGAUCGGACUUACAAAUAUGGAAGCAAAUUCGUCUCUGGCUUUCCAGGCAUGGCUGGAAUCCAGAUUAUCGAGAGUAGUGUUGCACUGAUUGAAAAUUGCAUUAUUCGCGACUGCGGAGGUGGAGGGAUUCUCGUUGAAGAUUCAGGUUCACAGCUGCGCAUUAGACGAUGUGAAGUCUACAAAAACCAUCAAAGCGGCUUAGAGGCAAGAGAAGGUGGAAGAAUUUCUGCGUCUGAAAACAGGAUAUAUGGUAAUGGCUUUCAUGGCAUGUUGAUUGGACCAAAUGCAGGAGACUGUUCCAUAGAUGAUAAUAAGAUCUUUGAGAACACAAGGGAGGGCAUUCUCGCCAUGGGCAAUAAAGACAAGGUAGUCUUACAAGGGAAUGAUAUACAUCACAACGGACCCUUCGGUAUUUCUUUGGAUGACAAUUCUGAAAUUUUAAUCCGAAACAACAAGAUUUUUGAAAAUGGAUUCUGGGCCAUUCUUGUAAAAUCACGAACUUCCGGACACAUUCUGGAAAAUUUCAUUACAGCUAACAAAUGCGGGGGGAUUUUCAUGGGAAUCAAUUAUUCAGCACGAGUAGUAAUUGAAUCAAACACUGUUCGAGACCAUUGUGGCCCUUGGCUGGAAUAUCAAGACAACGUGGAAUCGCUGGAACGUGGAACCUAUAGAAAAUUGUGGCAGAACAACCCUAUGGUCGCUAAAUGUUUAGGCAUCCCUUGCGGAGAGAAGGAGUUUCAUUCAAAUCCUCCAAUUCUCAUUGGAAACAUCAGAGAUAACAAUGAGGAAGGCAAACACCACCCUAGAGAAGUCAUUCAACGAUUUCAGAGUGGCUGCACAUUUUGUCGUCGUUCAGAAGAUAAAGCAUGUCACUUGACAAAGUGCCCCAGUUGUCAAAUUGCACUUUAUUGUAGUGAGGAAUGCCAGCGCAAACACAGACCCAAACACAAGGCAUUAUGUUUUGCCCUUAGGAGCCGCUAUUCUUUAACAAUCAAGAUCAUUCCCUUCCGGGUCGUGUCAGAGGGGGCUCAGGAGCGAGUAUUUGGCAGUCACUUGAUAGGUAUUGGAGAGGGCCCUAAGCCAAAUCGUGAAAGUCGUGAUAAGUUUAUCGUCAAGAUUCAAACUAAAGAUCUUAACAGCCACCCAUUGCAGUUGUUGACUGUUUAUGACCAGAGCCUUACAAUAGAUGGCAACAUUGUAAGUCCUGAAAUCUUCAAUAUCAUUAUGGAAUGUGGAGUUCUUGGAAGCCUGCACAAAUUUACAAGUAAAAAGGUCUUCUUUUGGGCCAUGUUUGCGGAUGAAGGAGAUAGACUCACAGUUUUCCUCAAUCAGUUAGCCCCUUAUCAGAAGUGGUGAGGACUUCAGAAGGUGACGUUUAGUGCAAAAACCCAGUAAAUAGAAGUUGGGAUGAUUACGCCAAAGAAAAUGAUUUAAUUCUAAGGCGUUUUGUGCCAUUACCACGUUUGUCUCACCAAGUCAUCCUUACCUCUUCCACUGCAAGUUUUCUAAUCAAUUUUUUGGACUCAGUUAUUGGAACAUUGAUUUUCAUUGGAUAAGGAUGCCAAGCAACCCUGAUAACCUACUGAAGAAAAGAUAGACAGUGGGUACUUUAACGUCCUAAGUGCAUGGGAUUUUUUCAUUCUUGAGUGUUUGGUGGGUAGACUCUGCCGCAAUAAUUUAUCAACCAACCAAAUUAGUAGAACAGGCCUAGUAUGUAAGGAGGCUUCAAUCUUGCAGCAGAACAUUUCUAGGUAACAGGAAAUAAUAACCUUGUAAAUAGUUUAGUGAAAGCAAAAACGUGCCUCCGUUUCUGCAUAGAACUAAUACUAGGGUGCAUUGAUGGUCAAGAAAUAACCUUGUCAGAUUUCUUAGACCAACUAACUAUUAGAAAUGUAGGGAAAACCAGCAAACCUGGAAACUGAACUUGUGUUAUCUUUAACACCAAUGUCAACACUCUGAUGCUGUCAUAUAGGGAUGCCAAUGACUAUCAAAAUUUACUUAAGAAGCAUCACUAUAUAAUCUUUACUUAGCUGUGACACUAAACGCGGCCAGCAUGCAGUCAGUCAGUUGUUCCAUUACUUUAAGAUGGCCAUCUUGACUAGAAAUGAUAAAUUUUUGAGUGAAGUUCUUUGCUAUUGUUUCAUUAGGAACAAAAUAGUGCGUAUUUCCUUAGAGGUGUCAAUUUAGCUACCAGUAACUACAAAUUUAACAAUUGUAUAUUAACGCUCUACUGUACCACUUAAAUUUUAUUUCAUGAAUUUAUUUGUUGGAAUAUGUAGAUCACGGUUGAGGAGUCAAAAUAUACAAUG